CUAAAUUCUAAUAAGGAAGCCUGAUUAUCUUUGUGACGGAAAUUGCGGAUAGCUAAGGUAACAUGGACUCUAUGAAACAUUGGUGUCUGAAGACUGAAUGGGGAAAAUAAAAGACCAGAUUCCAGCAGAUUCUUUACAAAUUAAAUGUUUCCAACUUUGAAAUUUAUUUCUUGUUCAUAUAUAUUUAUAAAUCAGUUAUGUAGAAAAUGACAUUGGUUAUAUAUGUAAACCCAUCCUUUCCCUCUCACACCCCAUCAGUCUACCUUCAUAAAUAACAGGUUAAAUAGUGUAAUUUAUCACUGAUAAUAUCUGCACAGAGUGACUACAUCAAUGCGGUGGUCAACAAAAUGUCACAGAAGAACAUGGACAAUAUGAAGCAUCCCAAGUUACUUGACUUUAGGGAAGUUUUAGGAGAACAUCUUUAUAGUAAAGUACUUGAGUAUUGUAGAAAUGAGUGCCAUGCACAGAAAAUAACAGGAAUCUUAUUGGAGUGUGGAAAAGAAGACGCCUUCCGCUUGCUGGAGGACAAAGAUUUCCUAGGAACUAGGAUCCGUUUAGCAGAAGAAACUUUGAAGGAAUGUGGAUCGUAUAUAGAGGAAAACGAAUUAGUCAAGGCACUUCCUGCUUCAGAAAUUCUUCCCAUCUCUGUAGCUGAUUCAUUGUUUGAAAAAGUCAGUCAGCUAGAACCAGCAUUGCCUUGUCAGAUAACAGGAAUGUUACUGGAAGCAGAAUCUGUGGAAGUGGAAAUGAUGUUACAUGACCCCGAGGUCCUAAGGCAGGCAGUAGAGCAAGCACUGAUGUCUCUGUCUGCUAGAGAGCCUGAGGCAGUUGAGGAGGUGUCUGAUAAUUUCAGUGAUGAGGGUUCAGACACUGAAGAUUCCAUAGGAGACCAGUUGUUUGAGGCAGUGGAGAACAUAUACCCUGAUUCAGAUAUAGCUUCUAAAAUUACAGGUAUGUUGAUGGAGUCGGGCAGUCUCAGCCUGGAGCAGCUCCUGAAAGACAGACAAAACCUGACUGCUAGGAUACACCAGGGUUAUACAGCUCUUCAGCUGAAGGAUUAGACAUCAAACAGGGAUGUAUUUGAAACAUACUGCCCGACUUAAAACAUUCUCAUACAGGAAACCAUUGUUUUCUUGAUAAUGAUGUGGUGUCGUUUUUACUAUCUUUUACUUAGUAGCUUCACAGGAGACUUGCUUCAAAUGUCUGAAAGCACUUUUUGAAUAGAUUGCAAUGCAUUUGUCACUCAUGGAUUGGUGAUAAGGUCAGUCUGUCAAGGUUUCUGCUGGUUUAGGCCAACCUUCUUGUUUGCAUUUUAGUAAUGCCUCAUUUAGGAAAAAAAGAAAAUCUAAAUCUAAAAGUAGAGAAUGUCCAGCCAUAAAAUAAUUAAUAUUCACCACUUCUUUUCAAUCCGACAUGUUCAUUGAAAGUCUGAAGAGAGGCUAAAGAGAUUCCCAUUUCACCUUGUCAAAAAUCAAAAACCUAAUAAAUCAGGAAAACUUUAUCAGCACCUUGUCUUUCAACAUAUGACCACUAGUGGUUUAUACAUUUUCAUACAGGGUCGUCUUCACUAUCCAACCGUUACAAUCUGAGUACUCCUCUUCAAGAGUAGGCAGAAUGUAACACUACAGAAGAUGAUACAGAAUCUAAAAUCAUUCAGUAUGUCUUGGGAUGCUUAACUGUUAGUUAGAUAUUAGUAUAGAUGUUUGAAGAGAGAAUUGUGAGUAUUACUAUAGAUGGUGGACGAGUGAGUUGUGAGUAUUAGUAUAGACUGUGAAUGAGAGAGCUCUGGGUAUAAUACCAUUAGUAUAGAUGGUGGACGAGAGUUCUGGGUAUUAAUAUAGACGAUGGAUGAGGCUGUUAUCCUGGGUAUUAGUAUAGACGAUGGACGAGACUGUUAUCCUGGGUAUUAGUAUAGAUGGUGGACGAGACUGUUAUCCUGGGUAUUAGUAUAGACGGUGGACGAGACUGUUAUCCUGGGUAUUAGUAUAGAUGGUGGACGAGACUGUUAUCCUGGGUAUUAGUAUAGAUGGUGGACGAGAUUGUUAUCCUGGGUAUUAGUAUAGAUGGUGGACGAGACUGUUAUCCUGGGUAUUAGUAUAGAUGGUGGACGAGACUGUUAUCCUGGGUAUUAGUAUAGAUGGUGGACGAGACUGUUAUCCUGGGUAUUAGUAUAGAUGGUGGACGAGACUGUUAUCCUGGGUAUUAGUAUAGACGGUGGACGAGACUGUUAUCCUGGGUAUUACUAAGACGGUGGACGAGACUGUU
This is a messenger RNA of Pecten maximus, 2265 nucleotides long. RefSeq lists its product as uncharacterized. The record is from RefSeq and is a predicted model, not a curated record. Lineage: Eukaryota; Metazoa; Mollusca; Bivalvia; Pectinida; Pectinidae. Gene Ontology annotation, biological process: regulation of double-strand break repair; protein polyubiquitination. Gene Ontology annotation, cellular component: nucleus. The transcript is spliced from 5 exons. Gene Ontology annotation, molecular function: RNA binding. Bases 348 to 1061 code for a protein of 237 amino acids.